Messenger RNA from Prosopis cineraria, 3153 nucleotides. Its product is annotated as receptor-like protein EIX1. The transcript has 3 exons. Gene Ontology annotation, molecular function: protein binding. The record is from RefSeq and is a predicted model, not a curated record. The coding region runs from base 1 to 3153 and encodes 1050 amino acids. NCBI's taxonomy places the organism in Eukaryota, Viridiplantae, Streptophyta, Magnoliopsida, Fabales, Fabaceae.
AUGGAUAAGCAGGUGAAGUUGAGUCUUGGAACCAUUAUACAAGUUAGCAUUGACUCAGUCAUCUUACAUAGCAAAUAUGAAUACGUGGCUAAAGUUGAGUCUUUUCGCAAUUACAGAGCUUCACAACUUUGUUUGUGUGGGAAUCUCACUGAUGAUGGCUGCAUAGAAGAAGAGAGGCAUGCUCUUUUGAAGUUCAGAGACAGCUCUGACAAUUACUCAAGGGAUGUUCUUGUAUGGGAAGGCAAAGAAUGCUGCAAAUGGAAAGGAGUCAAAUGUAAUGGCAUCAUUGGGCAUGUGGUCAAGAUUGAUCUCAGCCCAAUAACAAAUCCCAUGGUAGAAAAGUUAAAAAAUGGCCACGGUCCAUGUUUUGUUAACUGCACAUUGACAAGUAAAGCAAUGAGCCCUUCCUUAUUGGAGUUGAAACAUUUAAGCUACUUGGAUUUAUGCUUCGUUGAUUUUCAACAAAGUCAUAUCCCACCGUUCCUUGGGUCCAUGGAACAACUAAGGUAUCUUAAUCUUUCCCACUGUUCCUUUUGGGGUUGUGUGCCACAAUAUUUAGGAAACCUUACCAACUUGCAAAUUCUUGAUCUCAAUGGAGUUUACGUGGAUGGCUUAUGGGUUUGGAGAGAUCAAUUUCUUUACAUGGAUGACUUUACUUGGGUCUCUCAACUUUCUUCUUUGCGAUAUAUUAACAUGGGGGGAGUUCUCAUUGAGAAUGAUAUGAAUAUCAUAAUGCAGGUAAUCUAUAAUCUCCCAUUCUUGUUACAAGCAAACUUUAUGCAUUGUCAAUUUUUCUCCUAUAAUGCUUCUUAUGGGUUUGUGAACUCCUCCACAAUUCCUUCCAAGGUUCAAGUCUUGAAUCUUGGGGCAAAUAGUCUUGAUGCCAUACCCAAAGCUUUGCAAAACAUGACAUCCCUUAGAUCUCUUGACCUUUCGUGCAACAUUAUUGACUUUGUUCCAUUAUGGUUAGGGAAGUUCAGGUUUCUAGCUCAUUUGAAUCUAUCAACGAAUAGCAUUUCAGGUUUAUUCCCUACUGCUAUUCAAAACCUGUCAACCCUUACAUCCCUUGACAUUUCCGACAACAACAUUGACUCAGUUCCAUUAUGGCUAGGAGAGUUCACAUUUCUAGCCGAUCUGAAUCUAGCAAGGAAUAAACUCCUUGGUUUGUUCCCUACUACUAUUCAGAACAUUACUUCCCUUAGAUUUCUUGAUCUUUCCAGCAAUAAUCUAAUUUCUACAAUUCCAUUAUACUCUAUCAAGAGAAUUCAACAUGUCAAUCUUGCCAAAAAUAAAUUCUCUAUUGUCCAAAGUUCUUGUCCUCGAAAUUCCAACAUCAAUUGCAAUCUAAAAUCAUUUGACUUGUUUCCAGACAAUAAAUUUCAAGGAGAAAAAUUUGGAAGCUUAAAAAAUAUAUCAGUUUGCAUGAGCGAUCAUUUAAAAGCACUAGAUUUGAGUCACAAUGAGUUGAAAGAUCUCACAGAAAGCUUUGGCCAACUUAGGAAUCUAGCGAAGUUGAAUUUGGCUUCAAAUUUGUUAUGUGGCCCCAUCCCAUUAUUCUUUAGAAAUUUGACCAAAUUGAAAGAGCUAAUUCUUGAAGAUAAUCACUUCAAUGGAACAAUUCCAGCAUUCUUGGGGAGUUUGUUUUCCUUAAGGGUAUUAGAUCUUGCCGGCACAGGUCACAUCCCAGAUAGUCUUGGAAAGCUUCUAAACUUGAAAAUUUUAGAUCUUUCAACUAACUCCUUUGAAGGUGCUCUUAGGGAAAUUAUCCUUAGUAAUCUAUCCAAUCUCCAAGAAUUAAGGGUAGGGGUUAACAAGUUAUCUAUAGAGCUUCCAUCCAACUGGUUGCCUCCUUUUCAAUUGAUAGAUCUUAAUUUAUCAUCUUACAAAGUUGACACACCAUUUCCUCAAUGGCUUCAAAGCCAAAAGAGGUUAGUUGUGUUAGACUUAUCAUACACCAGUCUUUGGGGUAGCCUCCCAAUAUGGUUUCAACAAGAGGAUCUCAAUGUGCUAGAUCUCUCCAACAACAAGAUUAGUGGACAACUCCCAAGAAAUCUCCAUGACAUAAUGCCAAAUUUGAUUAGUUUGUUCCUUGAAUCUUUGAACCUAAGCAACAAUAGUUUGCUUGGAGAGCUUCCAUCAACCUUGUCAUCUUGCCACUUGUUAGAGAUUUUGGAUCAUGGCAACAAUCAAUUAUAUGGCAAUAUAUCUUCAACUUUUUGGGAAGGUACUACUAGGCUGAAAAUUCUAAGGCUUCACCAAAACAAUUUCAAUGGUAGUAUCCCAUCAAGCCUGUGUAAACUCCGAUACUUACAAAGCUUGGAUCUAGCAAGUAACAACUUAACUAGUACAAUUCCUUUUUGCAUUGGGAAUCUUAAGGGAAUGAUGAUAAAUAAAGCAUCAAACAAAGGAUCCAAGGUAGAUGAAGCUUCUGAACCUGUAGUUGCUCCUACACCCCCACCUACCCCACCGACAACUCCACCUUUUGAUCGAUGGGAAAGAGAAGAUGUCAAGCAAUUCAUGAAAGGAAGAGAACUUGACUUCACAAAAAAUCUCAAGUUUGUAAUUAAUAUGGACUUGUCAAAUAACAACCUAGUUGGCUUUAUACCAGAAGUUCUAACUUCUCUCACUGGAUUAGACAGCUUGAAUUUAUCACACAACUCUUUAUCAGGAGAAAUCCCAAGCAAAAUAGGGAAAAUGAAGUUUUUAGAAUCCUUGGACCUCUCAUGGAACCAACUUGAAGGCCCACUUCCAAGUAGCAUGUCUUCUUUGACAUCAUUGAGCCACUUGAAUUUGUCAUACAACAACUUUUCAGGGACAAUUCCAAAGGGAAGCCAAUUCCUCACUCUUAAGGAUUCAUCCAUUUAUAUUGGAAACCAAUAUCUCUGUGGAGAACCUGUGCUGAAAAAAUGCUCCCCAGAUGACAAUAAUGAAGCUCCAACUUAUGAAGGCCAAGACAACGACAACAAAAAAGAAAAGAUCCUGUUUUACUUUGUUGUUGCCCUUGAUUUUAUGACAGGAUUCUGGGGAGCUAUUGGAGUCCUAGUGUUCAACAAGAGUUUAAGGUAUAUUUGCUUUAGAUAUGUGGAGAAAAUAGCUGAUGAAAUAUAUGUAACAGUAGCAAUAAGAGUUGCAAGAAUCAAGAGAAUAUGGUAG